This is a messenger RNA of Malassezia globosa CBS 7966, 660 nucleotides long. RefSeq lists its product as uncharacterized. The coding region runs from base 1 to 660 and encodes 219 amino acids. The transcript has 2 exons. Gene Ontology annotation, molecular function: transmembrane monodehydroascorbate reductase activity; heme binding. NCBI's taxonomy places the organism in Eukaryota, Fungi, Basidiomycota, Malasseziomycetes, Malasseziales, Malasseziaceae. The record is from RefSeq and is a predicted model, not a curated record.
AUGUCACAUCCAGGCUCGUUGCUUUGGCAGAACAAUGGGCCAGGAGCCGUUCUUGCACAAGUAGCAGUUUCUUCUUUUGUCCUCUGUGUGAUAGGUACCGGCAUCUACAAAGUAUGGGAUGGAUCUUUUUCUUUCUUUGCUUGGCACCCUAUCCUAGUCACACUUGGCCUAUUUUGUUUGAUUCAGAGCAUUCUUGUCGUCCAGCCUACCAAGACGCCUGCUGAAAAGCAAGCUGGUCUCAAUUGGCACAAGACGAUCGUCUUGUAUCUGGGAUUACCCCUCAUCACACUGGGCGCAUGGGUUGUUUGGUAUUUACAUGACCUUCCCGGACAGAAGCAUUUCAUUUCUUGGCACGGCAUGCUAGGCUGCGCCAUUAUUGUUCUGAUUUGGACACAAGCCGCAUUCGGUGCGACGACCGUCUAUUGGAAAUCCUACUUCUAUGGCACGGAAUCACGGGCUAAAGCCAUGUGGAAGUACCAUCGCAUGUUUGGCUACACAUUGUGUUCAUUGCUAAUGGCCGAAUUACUUCUGGCAUUCUGGGAAGUUAAAUGGAUGUACCGAACUGGCGGUUUUGUUCUAGUCGUCUUGUCCACUGUGACCAUGCUCUUGACGGCCUAUGGGGUAGCCACUCGGGUGCAGACGUCGAAAUGGGGUUUUUGA